GAGGCCGGGGGAGCGUGGAGCGGCGCUCAGAGGCAUCCGGGCAGAGCCGCGCAGAGGCCGGGGGAGCGUGGAGCGGCGCUCAGGCUUGUCCGGGCGGAGCCGCGCAGAGGCCGAGGGAUCGUGGAACGGCGCUCAGGCUCGUCCGUGCGGAGCCGCGCAGAGGCCGAGGGAGGCCGGAGCAUCCGACCGCGUGACCCGCCACGCGGGGCUUAUUGGCGCCGGAAGUGGAGUCUUUUCGGUAGCUCCGGUCAUCCGGUUGUUUUAACUGCUUUCCUCUGCAUCACUGAUCAGUUAGCCCCGGGAACAGCAACAUCGGGCACAGUGAGCAGGGUCUUUGGCUGGACUGAACCUGGUUGAACUGUUCACAGAACUUCUGCUCACUUGACCUUAAGGUAAGAACACUGGGAAUGGGCGAAAUUGAGAAGGCUACUACUGAGUUGUAAGUACUCAGGACUCUCUACAGGUUGUCAUUCUAAGGGACAUUAAAAAUGAGAAAUACAAUUUCAAUUGAGGAUGAAUACAUCCAAUUACUAAGGUCUUUGUUGGACACUAUGGGUGUCUCGGUCAAAACUCAAUCUUUCCGCCGUCUUUUUGCAACAAUUCGUAAUUGCUGUUACUGGUUUUCACCUGACUCUCAUAAUCAAUUGAUUUUGUCCAUCUGGGAAGAUGUGGGGGAAGACAUGAAACGGUUUCAUCAGCAGGGUAAUAUUAUUGAUAAGGAUGUAUGGACUGUAUAUAACUUGGUGAAAAUGGCUCUGCCAUCUUUUGUUAAUGAUAACGGAAAACAAGUCCGACGUGCAUCAGUGCUUGAAAAGGGUAGACAGGAGCCUGAGAUCUCUAAACUUUCAGUUUUGGAUAAAAAGGACGAUUUAGGUAAUAAAAGUUCUUCUAAAGAAGAACCAGAAGAGGAAGAAAUGCCUCUCUCUUCCUCUGCUCAGUCCUUGCAAGAGAAAAUGACCAAUCUUAAAGGUUUUAUUAAGGAAUGUAAUGAUCUUAUUGAUGAUAUGAAGAAAAAGGCUUCUGUUCCGCCUGUGCUCUCUACUGACAUACUUUUUCCACUGCCUCCUACUCUGCCGCCUCCAAAUUUACCUGAGGAACCUAAAUCACUAUGCUCUCACCCCUCCUCCGCAGAAUACCAGAGUAAACAAUUUUUUCCUAUCACACAGAAACGCCCUUCUGUUCCACGUUAUGAGUAUAAAAGUUUAGAAUCCACUCGGAUGGUUCAAACAAUUACUUUACCCAAUCCAAAAGAUUUAAAAAUUCUAAAUGAACCAGAUACUUUAUUUGAAGGGUCAUGUAAUUAUAAUCAGGAUUUGGAUCUCACCAUACCAGUUACUCGUACUACUGGCCAUGGAGGUGGCGACAUGGGCCAAGUUCAAUAUGUUGAGGUGGACCUUAAAUUUUUAAAAAGUUUAAAAGAGGCAGUAAUAACAUAUGGGCCUAAUGCUCCAUGUACUCAGGGGCUACUGUGGUCUUAUUGUGGGGACCGUUUCCUAACUCCUGGAGACUGGAAAACACUGGCUGAGAUGGCAUUGUCCCCAGCCCAAUAUUUACAAUUUGGCUCAUGUUGGAAAAAGGAGGCCGCCAGACGGAAUGAUAAUAACCCUGAUCUUUCUUAUGAUCAAAUAACAGGCACUGGAGAAUAUAGACGACAUGAAAGACAGCUUGAACUUACAGAUGAUGUUUAUAUUUUAAUUAGAGAUGUUUGCCUUCAUGCCUGGGCUCAGUUAGAUGACCCAGGAGAAGGAAAAUUUUUUACUAAAAUACUGCAAGGACCUAAUGAACCAUAUGCAGAAUUUCUUGUAAAACUCCAUGCUGCCGGAAAUAAUGAAUUUUGGCUCCUGGAUAAACAUAUCAAAUUCCAACAUGAUGUCCUGCACCAGUCAAUGUGCUCAGCAAUGUGGCACCAGCAAUGGGACAAUGAGGAUGUCAGCAUUAACACUAGAGGAACAGAGGAAUUAUCUCAUCCCUCCAAACCUCCAGAGACUACAACAGAACCAGAGUCCUCUCGCAAGGACAACAUGAAGGGGAAUAUCCCAGCUCUGCCAGGAAGUGAGAACGAUUGUGAUGACCUGACUGCCUUGGUCAGCAUGGCAGGGAUUGAAGGUCCAGAGGUAAAAGUCCACCUUCAGCAACUCUGA
Molecule: messenger RNA, 2141 nt
Organism: Otolemur garnettii (small-eared galago)
Lineage: Eukaryota; Metazoa; Chordata; Mammalia; Primates; Galagidae
Product: endogenous retrovirus group K member 5 Gag polyprotein-like
Exons: 4
Coding region: 489-2141 (550 amino acids)
Biological process (GO): viral process
Molecular function (GO): structural molecule activity
Source: RefSeq, a predicted model, not a curated record